AUGUUGUUGGAGCCAUUGUGUGAGGUAUUGUCGCUUGGGGUAGUGGCGAGGGGGGCGUUGGUCCUGGUGGGGGCGUUAACGUUCGUCUAUAUUACCUAUAAUCGUCUGUUCCAUCCCCUUCGUAACAUUCCCGGUCCGUUUCUGGCCAGUAUUACCCCUUGGGUUCAGUUAUAUCAUGGGUUGAAAGGUGAUCGUCAUCUGUGGCUUCAUGCGUUGCAUCAGCGGUAUGGGACCCAUGUUCGCGUGACGCCUAAUUUCGUCUCCAUCAAUUCCACGCAGGGACUGCAUGAUAUCUAUGGGCAUGGGAAGAGAUUGAAGAAGGCCGACUUCUACAACGCUUUCCCGGCCAUCAAGGGCGUGUAUAACACGCACAAUGCCAUCGAUAAGACCAUGCAUGGUCGGAAGAGACGCGUGCUGAGCCAGGCGUUCUCGGACCAGGCGCUGAAGAGCAUGGAGGACGUCAUGCUUCUGCAUGUGCGGCAGCUCUGCGCGGCUCUGGGCGGAGAUGGCCAGAAGUCCGGGGAGCAGAAGCCUGUGGUCCGCAAUAUGAGUGAUUGGUUCAGUUACCUCACCUACGACGUGAUGGGGGAAUUGUGCUUCGGGAAGAGUUUUGAUAUGUUAGUUUCUAGUGGCCGGCGCAAGCUGAUCGAGCUGGUUGACCGGGCUGCGAAUCGGCACUACGUGUGCGGACUCUGGAUGCCGUUGGAUAGCUGGCAUCUGGACCAGAUUGUCAUCCAUCGAUUGACCAACGACCGAUGGAAUUUCAUCAUGAAUUCUCGUGUUGAGGCCAAUGAACGAGCCAAAGAGCGUACCAAGGCUGGCCAUGACUCCAAAAAGGAUUUCUUCUACUACCUGCUCAACGCCAAGGACCCCGAGACCGGCAAAGGGCUCACCACGCCUGAACUCUGGGGCGAAUCCAACGUGCUCAUGAUCGCAGGCAGCGACACGACCUCGACCACCCUGGCAGCCACCAUCUUCUACCUGGUACGAAACCAACGAGCCAUGGAUCUGCUGAAGAAGGAGGUCCGCGAGGCCUUUGAUUCGGUCGAAGAAAUUGUCACUGGCGCCAAGCUGAAUGAGCUGGUGUACCUGAAAUCAUGCAUUGACGAGGCGCUCCGUCUGGCGCCCGCGGUGCCCGGAGCAAUUCCGCGCGAAGUCAUGGAAGGCGGCGCCACCGUGGAUGGUGUUUAUUUGCCUGCCGGCACCGACUGUGGAACCCCAACCUACUCUAUCCACCGACAGCCCCAGUACUACCGGGAGCCACAGGCAUAUCUGCCCGAGCGGUGGAUCGAGGGAGCGACAUGCCAGACGGACGAGACAAAAUGGACUGUUAGCAAGGAUGACGUUGAGGUAGCUCGGAAAGCAUUCUGUCCGUUUAGUAUUGGGCCCCGUGGGUGUAUUGGCAAGGGAAUGGCAUUCAUGGAGAUGCGCCUCACGAUUGCACGGUUGAUGUUUCUGUUUGAUAUUGAGUAUGCCGAUCGAACAGGAGAGGACGCCGGAGGACAUUUGGCGUUGGUGGAUCAUUUCACGAGCGCCAAGAACGGUCCAAAUGUGCUGGUUUACCGGAGAUCCUGCAGUCCGAAUCCACGAGGCGUGUAG
This is a messenger RNA of Aspergillus tanneri, 1599 nucleotides long. Its product is annotated as cytochrome P450. Bases 1 to 1599 code for a protein of 532 amino acids. The transcript has 3 exons. Gene Ontology annotation, molecular function: iron ion binding; heme binding; oxidoreductase activity, acting on paired donors, with incorporation or reduction of molecular oxygen. Lineage: Eukaryota; Fungi; Ascomycota; Eurotiomycetes; Eurotiales; Aspergillaceae. The record is from RefSeq and is a predicted model, not a curated record.